Messenger RNA from Choloepus didactylus (southern two-toed sloth), 2306 nucleotides. It is a transcript of the gene TBXA2R, whose product is annotated as thromboxane A2 receptor. Bases 362 to 1393 code for a protein of 343 amino acids. Gene Ontology annotation, biological process: inflammatory response; positive regulation of vasoconstriction; positive regulation of blood pressure. Gene Ontology annotation, cellular component: plasma membrane. Gene Ontology annotation, molecular function: thromboxane A2 receptor activity. The record is from RefSeq and is a predicted model, not a curated record. Lineage: Eukaryota; Metazoa; Chordata; Mammalia; Pilosa; Megalonychidae. The transcript has 3 exons.
CUCCCUCCCCUCUCCCCCCCCUCGGACGGGGCAGCCCCCACGCCCCCCACAUCCGGGGCCGCCCCUGCCGCCGCGCCCUCCUGUUUGUGCCCCACGGCGACGUGGCCGCGCCAGGCCCUCUCUCCUGCCUGCGCCCGGCCGUGACUCAGUUUCCCCAGGGGCCCCGCGAGGCCCCGCCCACCCUUCCCUUCCCACCGCCCCACCCGCCCCGAGGCACAUCCGCCCCGCGGGCUCCCGGGACGCCACGGCCACCCCGAGCGCGCCCCAGACCCUGCAAGGGGCCUCCGGACACCCCAGGUGUGCCUGAGCCAGUUGCCUCGGCCCAAUGGGGUGGUGACCGUCCCUGCUCGGCUCCCGCGCCAUGUGGUCCAACGGCAGCUCCCCGGGGCCCUGCUUCCGGCCAACCAACAUCACGCUGGAGGAGCGGCGCCUGAUCGCCUCGCCCUGGUUCGCCGCCUCCUUCUGCCUGGUGGGCCUGGCCUCCAACCUGCUGGCCCUGGCCGUGCUGGCCGGCGCCCGGCAGGGCCCAUCACACACCCGCUCCUCCUUCCUCAGUUUCCUCUGCGGCCUGGUGCUCACCGACUUCCUGGGGCUGCUGGUGACCGGCGCCAUCGUGGUGUCCCAGCACAUCGCCCUGCUCGACUGGCACCGCCAGGACCCCACCUGCCGCCUCUGCCGCUUCAUGGGCGUGGUCAUGGUUUUCUUUGGCCUGUGCCCGCUGCUGCUGGGUGCCGCCAUGGCCUCGGAGCGCUACCUGGGCAUCACCCGGCCCUUCUCGCGCCCGGCGGCCUCCUCGCAGCGCCGCGCCUGGGCCAUGGUGGGGCUGGUGUGGGCGACCGCCAUGGCACUGGGCCUGCUGCCCCUGCUGGGCGUGGGCCGCUACACCGUGCAGUACCCGGGCUCCUGGUGCUUCCUCACACUGGGCGCGGAGCCGGGCGACGUGGCCUUCGGCCUGCUCUUCGCGCUGCUCGGCAGCCUCUCGGUGGGCCUGUCCUUCCUGCUCAACACGGUGAGCGUGGCCACGCUGUGCCACGUCUACCACGGGCAGGAGGCCGCCAAGCAGCGCCCACGGGACUGUGAGGUGGAGAUGAUGGCUCAGCUCCUGGGCAUCAUGGUGGUGGCCAGUGUCUGCUGGAUGCCGCUGCUGGUGUUUAUUGUGCAGACGGUCCUGCGGAACCCACCCGCCAUGAGCCCAGGCGGGCAACUGCCCCGGGCCACCGAGCACCAGCUGCUCAUCUACCUGCGUGUGGCCACGUGGAACCAGAUCCUCGACCCCUGGGUGUAUAUCCUUUUUCGGCGUGCUGUGCUCCGACGUCUCCACCCGCGCCUCAGUGCCCGGCCCAGGCCACUGUCCCUGCGGCCCCAGCUCGUCCGGGGGUCCAUGUUGCAGUGAGAUGGACAGAAGCUAGAGCCUCUUGGAAAGGACAGAUGGAUGGAUGGACGGACAGAGGGCCUCUGCCAGCACGUCCCCCCCAUUAAAGCCUCUGUCUGCCCAUUCUGAUUCCUGGAGCUGGAGAUACUGGGAUGGACGCAGGGUUUGAGUGGCGGGGUUGAACACUCUCUUCUCCCAGACCUGGGGGUCCCCCAGUUCCUCCCUGAGCCCCUUUCCCCCAUCCCCACCCCCCAUUCCCGACAUGGCACUCCUCCCAAGCCUGGGAAGAAAGAAAUUAGACUUCCAAGGCUCAGCGGGAAACCUUCCCAGAAAAGGAUUUCCUUCCAGAAUUUCCUCACGCAACGAGGAAUUCCCCAAGCCCAGCAUAGAAAGAACCUGCUUGCUCAGGUCCGGAUUUGACUCCAUGUUUUAGUUUCCUUGGCCACUCGAGCAAAUACCAUGGAAUGGGAAAGCUUCCUGGGAAUCGAUUAGCUCAUGGUUUUGGAGCCGGGAAAAUGUCCAAAUCAAGGCAUCGUCAGGGUGAUGCUUUCUCCCCAAAGACCGUGGCGUUCUGGGGCCGGCUGCCAGCAAUUCGUGGCUCCUGUGGCAUGCGGCGGUGGCUUCUGGUGUCUUCUGUCUCUUCCAGGUUGUGUUCCAGUUUCCCACUCUCUGUGGUUUUCUCUCCGUCUGAAUUUCAUUCCACUUAUGAAGGACUCCAGUAAUAGGCUGAAGCCCCAUCCUGAAAAAUGUGGGCCUCACCUUAACCGAAGUCACCUCAACAAAAGGUCCUACUUACGGUGGGUUCAAACCCAAAGGAACGGAUUAGAUUUAAGAGCGUUUUUUUCCGGGGUACGUACAGCUGCGAGCCAUCACCCUCUCUCCCUUUGAAACCCCAACCCUCUCGCCAAAAUGUAUCUGUGUCCCAGCUUUAUUA